This is a messenger RNA of Leptidea sinapis, 1410 nucleotides long. RefSeq lists its product as uncharacterized. Gene Ontology annotation, biological process: regulation of transcription by RNA polymerase II. Lineage: Eukaryota; Metazoa; Arthropoda; Insecta; Lepidoptera; Pieridae. The transcript is spliced from 2 exons. Gene Ontology annotation, cellular component: transcription regulator complex; nucleus. The record is from RefSeq and is a predicted model, not a curated record. The coding region runs from base 361 to 1140 and encodes 259 amino acids.
ACAGACCGGCUCGGAGAGGAGAGCAGAUUUUUAUCACGUUGGAAACAGUGUUUUGAGUGAUUGUAGUAAAGUUUAUUUUUGCAUUUGCACCUUUUUUGUCAUUAAAAAUGCCUGAACGCGCUUCGUGUGAAGUAAUAAAAGGAGCCGACCGGCUCCGCUUGCGUGCUCUUUCUCGCUCGCGCAGCCGAUCGGCUCUGAUUGCGUGCUCUUUCUCGCUUGCGCAGCCUGUCGGCUCCGAUUGCGUGCUCUUUCUCUAUCGCGUAGCCGAUCGGCUCCGAUUGCGUGCCCGCUGCGGCCGCGCCGACCGCCAUUUUGAUAGCAACAUUUGAACGUAAUAGUUGUGCGUACUUGUACGAAAAGAUGAAUGAUGAAAAAUUAAUAAUACUCGUGUCAAAAUAUGAGUGUUUAUUUGACAUAACCAAGCCAUCAUAUAGCGAUCGGAUAAUGAAAGACAAUGCAUGGGAGGAAAUUAGCAAAUGUCUCGGAAUAAGUGUGACGCAGUGCCAGGAUCGUUGGAAGAAACUGCGAGAUAACUUCAGAAAAGCCUAUUAUAACCGAAAAGGCAAGAGUGGCGAUGGUGCAACUACGUCCAAAUUGAUAAAAUUUGAAAAAGAACUUUCUUUUAUAAUACCAUUUUUUCGCAAUCGAAACCAAAUAUCUAAUGUAACAUUAUCAUCGGAUGAUUCAGAGCCUGGCACACCAAUACCACCACCAUCGACAUCAUCUAAACGUUCUGACCAUUCUGAAGUUGAAUCGCUUGCAAGUACUUCUGGCUCGAAAAAGAGACCACGCUUAAGCAAAGAUGUUGCUACGGUUUUCGAAGAGUAUCUUGAAGAAAAAAGAAAUACUACACCCCGUGACAAGGCAUUACGUAAUUUUUUUUUGUCUAUGUCAGAUACAGUGGAAACAUUCCCAAAAGAAGUCCAAGCACGAAUUAAAAGGCGCGUGUUUAACAUUGUUAAUGAAGCUGAAUUAAGUCUGUAUGAAAAUAGUACAGAUUUGAAUUAUUCUUUGUCUAUAAAUUCACCGCCAUCGACUAAUCAAUCUACUUACCUAGUGUCAAACGAAACCUAUAUUCCUCAAAACUAUCCAGAUCAGACUACUUACGGGUACAAUACCAGCACACAAAAUACAAAAUAAUAAACAAUCAAAAACAAUAAUAAUUAUAAUAAUAAUAAUUAAACACACACAAAUCUGUACUAUUUAAUUACAUUUCAUUAACGUAAAUAAUGCUUAAUAAAUGGAGGGCUGUGAUUUUGUGAUCUAUUUAGAUGUUUGUGUUAUUUAACAUGAUUAGUAUAAGUAAUUUACAUUUCAUUAACGUAAACAAUGCUUAAUAAAUGGAGGGCUGUGAUUUUGUGAUCUAAAUAACAUGAUUAGUAUAAAUAAUUGUUUUUUAUUUACCUUAAA